AUGUCUCGCAACUACAUUCCCUGCGGCUGCAUCGUCAUCAUCGACAACACUCAGCGCUACCUCGCUCUUUCAUCUACAUCAGCUCACACAACCAUCCUCUCAACCACAUCUCGCACGACCCUCACUCAGACCUACAUCAAUAACACGGGCUCUCUACUCCGGGAAGCACGCUACGUGUUCCCUAUCUACGAUGGCGUGUCUGUCGUGGAAUUCACAUGCACUAUUGGAAAAGACGUCAUCAAAGGCGUUGUAAAGGAACGGGAAGAAGCAAAAAGAGUCUUUCAACAAGCCGUGGAAAGGGGUCAGGCCGCGGGAUUGCUAGAGCAGAGUCUCUCGGCGUCAGAUGUCUUCACCACCAAGUUGGGCAAUGUCCCAGCUGGCGAGGAAGUCAAGGUGGAGAUUACGUAUCUCGGGGAACUGGAACACGACGCAGAGUUGGAUGGAGUGAGAUUUACCAUUCCCACAGCUAUUGCGCCGAGAUAUGGGGACUCUAUGCGUUAUGGCGCUGCUUCGGCUCCAGAGGUUACGGUUGAUGGAAAGAUUGCCAUCACGGUUGACGUUGAUAUGGGGUCUGGGUGUGCCAUCAAGUCGGUCCAGUCGCCCUCGCAUCCAAUUUCCGUCAACAUUGGCACCAUGAGUACGAAUGCGUCUUCUGACCCGUCACUGCAAAUGGCAUCUGCAUCGCUGUCCCUUGGUUCAGCAAAUCUCGACAAAGAUUUCGUCGUGCAAGUUGUUUCUUCGGGUCUGGGAUCGCCGGCCGCUCUCCUCGAAGUUCAUCCAACGAUUCCCAACCGCCGCACUUUAAUGACGUCCCUCGUCCCCAGAUUCAACUUGCCAGUGGAAAAGCCCGAGGUUGUGUUUGUCUGUGACCGCAGCGGCAGUAUGGGAAGCGGCCAAAAGAUACCCAACCUUAUUUCAGCGCUCAAAAUCUUCCUCAAGUCUUUGCCCGUCGGCAUCCGCUUCAACAUUUGCAGCUUUGGGUCGCACCACAGCUUCCUCUGGCCCAAAUCUGUCGAAUACACGCAGCAGUCUCUCGACAAGGCUAUUCGUCAUGUAGAGACUUUCUCGGACGAUUACGGCGGCACUGAGAUGCUUGCGCCAAUGCAAGAUACAUUUCAGAAGAGAAUCCAGGAAUCCAAUCUCGAAGUAUUCCUCCUGACGGAUGGCGAGAUCUGGGAUCAAAACGAGCUCUUUGAGCUCAUCAAUCAAGAAAUGGCUACCAGCAAAGGAGCGAUCCGGGUAUUCACUCUUGGCAUCGGCGAGGACGUCAGCCACGCGCUCAUAAAGGGUGUUGCACGCGCAGGCAACGGCUUCUCUCAAAUCGCUGGGGAAAAUGAAAAGAUUGACAAGAAGAUCGUGCGAAUGCUCAAAGGUGCGCUUACGCCACAUAUCACAGAUUACACUCUGGAAAUCAAGUACGACCAGUUGAAGGAGGCGACCGGACCUGACACCGAACCCCUGGAGGAUGACUUUGAGUUGGUGGAAAAGGUCAUGGAUGCCUUGACGAUUGAUGUACAAGACCUGCCCGAGGAGGUUGAUGAAGCAAAACCGCAGGACCCCAAGGCGCCCAUCUCGCUCUUUGACUCAAGCGUCAAGAACGAGGAUCUGGAAAUGAAAGAUGCUUCAGACGACCUCGAACAGGAAAAGGCAUCGUUGCCCCCGGUUGACAACCCCAAAUAUCUGCAGACGCCAUUUGACAUUCCGCCUCUCUUUCCAUUCCAUCGCACAACAGUCUAUGUCAUGUUGUCUGAGGAGACUCCCGAUCGAGAGCCGAAAUCGGUCAUUUUGAAAGGCACUUCCCGUCAAGGACCCCUUGAGCUUGAAAUUCCCAUCACAAAGGUCGACCAGAACAGUGCCACAUUGCACCAGCUGGCAGCUAGAAAGGCGGUCCAAGAGCUUGAAGACGGCAAAGGUUGGCUCUAUCACGCCAAGGAUGCCAAAGGACAGCCACUCCAUGACAAGUGGGCCGCCAAGUUUUCCUACAUCGCCAAGAGGGAAGCUGUCAGGCUUGGAGUGGAAUACCAAGUUGGUGGCAAGUGGUGCUCUUUCGUAGCCAUAUCUGACGAUGACUAUGAGAGCGAAGAGACCGUUCACGCUCACCCCGAGGAAGUCAUGGCCGCAGACGACUUCAUAGAGCAUGCCAAUCUCAGGAUGGCAUGUAGGGUCGAUCAUGCCAGGAAGUCCAGCGGCGGGCGUGCAAGACACAUUGUACAGUCGGCAGCCCUGGCAAUGGGAGGAAUGGGACAGGCUAUGCGCCAGAGAAUGGCACCGAUAACGAAGUAUAAGGCUAGAGCUUUCAAAUCAUCGGCGCCGCAACUACAAUUCCAACGAAAAUCUCUUUCUGAAGAGGAAGAGGAAGAGGAAGAGGAAGAUGAAGACAUGGGAUUCGCACUCUGUGAUGACGGUGGGGCACCAGCUGCUCCUGCGGUUGAGAGCCGAAGCGCUCCAACAACCCAACCUGAAUCCGAAGGCUUGUCCGGCUUAGCUGCUCUACAGAGCUUCAUUGGAAGCUGGAAUUGGAGUGCUCAGCUUGAGAAUAUCCUUGGUAUCACCCAGGUUCAAGCUACAAAAGCCAUCAAGCUAUCCGCAAAUGGGGACGUGGCCAGCAUGCUCGCCACACUCUGCACACUCGUCUAUCUCAAGAAGAAGAUGGCUGCUGACAAGGAUUCAUGGGAGUUGAUGGCCGACAAGGCAGAGAAUUGGCUGCAGGACCAAACGGGCCAGACUGUGGAGGAGCUUGAGGCGUUGGUUGAAGAUGCUAAGCUGUUUGUUUGA
This is a messenger RNA of Pochonia chlamydosporia 170, 2775 nucleotides long. Its product is annotated as von Willebrand domain-containing protein. Lineage: Eukaryota; Fungi; Ascomycota; Sordariomycetes; Hypocreales; Clavicipitaceae. The record is from RefSeq and is a predicted model, not a curated record. The coding region runs from base 1 to 2775 and encodes 924 amino acids. The transcript has a single exon.